Messenger RNA from Spinacia oleracea (spinach), 1901 nucleotides. RefSeq lists its product as uncharacterized. The transcript is spliced from 3 exons. Lineage: Eukaryota; Viridiplantae; Streptophyta; Magnoliopsida; Caryophyllales; Amaranthaceae. The record is from RefSeq and is a predicted model, not a curated record. The coding region runs from base 948 to 1901 and encodes 317 amino acids.
UUCUAUUUGAAUUUCAAAUUUAAAAUUUUAAAAAACAACUUCCAACCCAAAUAAUUAAUGCAAAAUUUUUGGCUCAAUUUUUUUGUUCACAUGAGAGAGAAAAUAUUAUCUUCCUUCCUUUUAUUUUCACAGAGAAAAUAUUUUUGAUCUUCCUCUUCCAAAAAAAAAUCUGGCGACAUUGUGUAGAUUGAGAUCCAAAAACCUAACCUAAAUUGUGGUGGAAAACUAGCGAUGUAAAUUGUUUAAAAAAUCCUUCAAUUCUACUCUAAAUUGUGUUAGAAACCAAAAAUCUAGCAUCCCAAAUCCUACUUUUUCUGUGGAUUCCUACCCAAUCUCUCAAAAUCCUCGUAGUUUUUUUAUUAUCAAUCAAUUGAUUUUUCUUCUCCAACCAUAGUCCUUCCACCAUAGACAGUGUUCAAUGGGCGCGCCGCUAAUAUCUUCCGCUAGUUCCUCUUUAUCGACACCACCGUAGAAGUCUCAAUUUUAGGUUUUAUAUUGAUUUCAUGAUUUGGUACUAUUUUUUUGGGUAACUUUUAGGGUUUCGAUUAUUAAUUCUUAGAGAGUUUAGUAUUUACCGUUGAAUUUCUUUGUUCAUCUUCGAGGAUUGAUUAAGAUAUCUUGGGUGUUGAUGUUUUUUUUGGUGCUUACUGCUUUAGAAGAUACUCAUUUUUUUUCCCUUUAGGAUUUUGACAAAUUAAUUUCAGGUGUAUCUCAAUUGAAGUUUUUCUUUGUUCUCUCUUUGGUUUGUUUCUCUCUUAGGUUUCUCUGAAUAUACAUCUUAUUCCAUGUGUGUGUUAGGUCUGCAACCCAGGAAAAGCUCGAAAACUGUGUUAACUACUGUGUUCUAGAGCAUUUAGGAAAGAGGACUGCUGAUAAGUGGGAAUGUCGCACCCCCAAGAGAACAAGGGUUCUUGCGUAUCAGGAAAGAGGACUGCUGAUAAGUGGGAAUGUCGCACCCCCAAGAGAACAAGAAUUUCCAGAUGGGACGAAGGUGUGAAGGAGGGGGAGGAGGGAGAGGUAGCUUCCUUGAGUUGUUGAAUACUGAUGUGGUUGACUUAAAUUCUGAUUAUGUGGAACCACCUUUUACAGUACUCGCACCCAAACAACCUGAACCUCAACCUGAACCUCAAAUUCAACCUCAAAAUGUGCCUCAACCUGAAAUUGAUUAUGAUUCAGAGGGUACAGAUGAAGAUGAUGAUGAGUUAGCCACUGCUAGGUCUAAGAUAUCUGAUGAUAUGAGAAGGGAAAAGGCUUAUUUGGAGGAGUUAGUAAUGCUGAAAAAACUAGCAGAAAGUAAAGUAGAAGGUGGUCUGAAUUUGGGAGAUGACUUUGAUGGAUACAGUGACUUAGACAGCCCUAGUGAGUCAGAAGAUGAGGAUGAUGUUGGUUACUUAGUUGCACCACAACACCAUAAGAGGGGGAGAGGGAAACAGAAGCAAAACAACACUGAAACUGAAGAGAGGGAAGCCACUUUUUAUGUUGGGCAACAGUUUGAGAAUCCAAAGACAUUUAGGAAAGCAAUCAUAGAUUAUUCAAUUGAUAAAGGAAGAAACAUUCCAUUUUCUAAAAAUGAUUCCACUAGGGUUUGUGCAGAGUGUGAGCACAAAGAUAAAGGUUGUAAAUGGAGAAUUUGGGCUUCAUGGGAGAGAGGAAGAAGGUCAUUUACAGUGAAAACAUUUGUCAGUGAGCACACUUGUGGUAGGACACCUAUCAUUAAGAAGAUGACUUCACAUUGGAUUGCAGAACACUACCAGAAUCUGUUUAAGGUUAACCCUUACAUGAGAGUGCAAGAUAUUCAGGAAACCAUUUGGUUAGAAAAGGGUAUAAGGGUGAGCAAAGACAAGGCUGCCAGGGCUAGGAGAAGGGGUCAAGCACUCAUUGUUGGUGAAUACAAAGAGUAG